Molecule: messenger RNA, 267 nt
Organism: Cetraspora pellucida
Lineage: Eukaryota; Fungi; Glomeromycota; Glomeromycetes; Diversisporales; Gigasporaceae
Source: the annotation of a GenBank genome assembly
AUGCAUAUUACAGCUAUUUUCGACCAAACUGUUCAUACUGGAACCAACCUCCUCGCCUACUAUGAUGGGUCAGAUGAUUAUAAUGACUAUAAGUCUAAUUAUAAGUCAGAUAAUAAAGAAGCUCCCUGCACUUUAAUCAGCACUAUCGAGACUCCAUUGGUUCAACUACCAAAUGCAAAAGAGCAAAAGAAUAAUGUGGCAUAUACUUUAAGGCAGGAAAAAUUUAAUGAUAAUUUUUCUUCCAAGGACUUGCUAAAUGCCAUUUGA